AUGCUGCUACGGCAGACAUCGACCAUCCCCGUCGCCGGAGUGAUGCUGAUGAGCGAAGAUCAAAUGCUUAUAGGUUCGGUUAAUAUACUCUCUAUUGUUACUUACAAUGCUCAGAGAUCUGGUUACCUUCAAAGGCCAGAGGACAUGCCCACUUCAAGGCAAGUUUACAAGAUCUACCCGAACAACCCCGGAUCGGACCUCGCCGGUGAGACCACCGCCGCUAUGACAGCCGCUUCUGUUGUCUUCCGCCACCACAACCCCUCCUAUGCCAAUGAGCUCCUGCAUGUUGUCAUACUCCUGUGCAAAGAAAGAGAUCAUGUCUUCGCCGCCGACCUCCUCGGACACGGCCGAUCCGACGGAAUCCGAUGCUACCUCGGCGAUCUCGAAAAGAUCGCCGCCACGUCGCUGUCGUUUUUUGUGAGUGUUCGACACAGCGAAGAGUAUAAGGAUCUGCCCGCGUUCUUGUUCGGCGAAUCUAUGGGCGGCGCCGCCACCAUGUUGAUGUACUUCCAAUCGGAGCCUUCUACGAAGAACUUGCUUGUCCGCGGGUGCGCCUCCUUUUUCUGCUUUGGUCGCGCUGCCGCUGGACUUGAGAGCCCAUCUCCUUUCAAAGUAGGCCCUGCCCAACAGCAGGACAUCCUUCCUGCCCCCCCUGUUACUGACAAGGGCAAGGAUCAUAUCCAUACCACUGACCUUGUUGAAGAUGAUAGUAAUACAGGAAAGCUUGCUCUUAAGAGCAACUUGAAGAAGCCUACAAAUACCCUUCCAGUUUCUGGUGGGGUUGUUAGUGAAUGUGAGGUAUUGUGUGAGAAUGGACGUGACAUCCCUGGUCAUAUGGAAAGAAGGAAAGUACAGUGGACAGCUGCUUCGGGAGGAGAGAUUGCUCAGAUCCGGGAAUUUGAGCUCAGUGAUGUGGGUGGAUCGGAUGAUGAAUUUGACAAUGGGGAUGAAAGGCACUGUUCAUGCAGAAUAAUGUAG
Molecule: messenger RNA, 978 nt
Organism: Camellia sinensis
Lineage: Eukaryota; Viridiplantae; Streptophyta; Magnoliopsida; Ericales; Theaceae
Source: RefSeq, a predicted model, not a curated record